Emericellopsis atlantica is the source of this 1210-nucleotide messenger RNA. Its product is annotated as S-adenosyl-L-methionine-dependent methyltransferase. Lineage: Eukaryota; Fungi; Ascomycota; Sordariomycetes; Hypocreales; Bionectriaceae. The record is from RefSeq and is a predicted model, not a curated record. The coding region runs from base 163 to 1047 and encodes 294 amino acids. The transcript has a single exon.
UUGUCAAGGUGUGAGCUGCGUGACUCAUCUUUGUAACAGAAGACAAACAUAAGAACCAACACAAGGAUUCCUUGCCCAAUAAUCUAACUCUCCCCCACCAUCAUCACCUUGUCACUCCAACUGGCACAUUCAAGCAUCCCAUGUCCAACACCCUUCACGCACAUGAUGUAUACUCAAGCUGACGCCGCCGCAAUCGCCCGCCUUUCUCUUCACGACCCCAUCCAUCUCGCCGUCCAGGAAGCUCAGACACUUCAUCGCCUGGCGCUCCUGGAGGCGUGGAACAUCGCCGCCGGAUCGAAGAUACUGGAAUUAGGGUGUGGUCAGGGUGAUUGCACCGCUGUCCUUGCCUCUGCUGUGGGCGAACAAGGCAGCGUCAUAGCAGUCGAUCCAGCGGACUUGAAUUACGGUGCCCCCCAUACCCUCGGUCAAGCACAGCAUCAUCUCUCUCAGGGCACUCUGGGCAAGCAGAUUACUUGGGUCCAGCAAUCGCCUCUUGACUACCUCUCUUCACUCUCUUCGCCAUCUGGCACCCAAGACAACACCUUUGACGCGACGGUGCUCGCCCAUUCCCUAUGGUAUUUUGCCUCGCCAUCCCUCAUUCUGUCCACGUUCCGCGCCAUCAAGCAGCAUAGCAAACGUCUCCUCCUGGCCGAGUGGUCGCUGGUCGCGACGCAGCCAUCGGCACAGCCACACGUGUUGGCUGCUCUCACUCAGGCAUCCUUAGAAUGCCGGAAGGCGAGCAGCGCGUCAAACGUUCGUACCGUGCUGGGACCAAAGCGUCUUACCGAGCUGGCUCGGGCGGCCGGCUGGCAGCUGGAGGAUGAGACCCUCGUACAGCCUGGCGACUGUCUGUUUGACGGACGAUGGGAGGUGGCUGCCUGUCUUUCUUCGUCUUUCGAGAAGCAAAUAGAGGAGCACGUGAGCGAUGAGCGAGAACGGGCGGUGGUUGUUGCCUCCCGGGAUGCCUGUGAAGCAAGCUUGAAGGGUGUCCAGGGUGGUCGAAAGGGAGUGAAGUCCAUGGAUGUUUGGGUGGCCUCCUUUAUAUGAACGUCAGUCAGCCUACGAACGUCAGCCAGUCUACGUAACCUUGGUUUACAUGUUCCCUCAACUCUGAUACGACAAAAGAUACAAAUGUACAGUGUACUCCAUUCCAUGCUAUGUCUAUCGUAAUUACUCAUGCCUCUCACUCCAAGAAAAAUCAGUUGGCGCU